AUGGCAGAUCAUAUUUUCAGCUCUGGGAGCCUGGUCCAAGCAGUUGGGUACUGUAAAUUUAAUUCUGCAGCUAGCGCCAAAGAAACAGCUGGGACUUCAGGGGGUGGCUAUCUACACUGGGAGCCCCAGUGUCAGCAGCCAGUGCCUAACGGUAUGCCCAUCAGUGUGGUCCUGCUCCCACACCCACUGGGCCCUGGAUCUCAACUGGGACGGCCGCCCCUAGGCCAGGCCUGGCUGCCAGGGAUGCUGUAUAAGCUGCUGAGCUCCCAGGUCCCAGGUGACUGCAUGGUGGCCCUGGGCUUCAGCAUGCAUGAACUCAGUCUGCUGCACCUGCAACGUCACAUGCAGCCUGGCGUGGCACCCCAUCUAGUCGAGGAGUUGUUCCUUGGGGAUGUCCCCACAGACUGGGCAGAGAGACAGCACUGCCGUCCCACUGGCUACCAGUGUCCCCUGCAAAGUGCACUGCACCACACUCCCCCGCCCUGCCUGGCUUGCAGUCUUGUUGUCCGUUCUGACCAGUACCACCCGCCUGUGCUGCCUUCCCGGCCAGCUCUGCCACUGCGCCUCGGUGGCCACUGGAUCAGCAUGAGCUGUGAAGCAAGGCCAAUGGUGCUGUUCCUCACAUGCUUCAGAUUUAACGACCACCAAUGCUCCUGGGAAGGGUACUACCAUCAUUUCUCUGACCCUGCCUGCCGCCAGACUACCUUCACGGUGUUUGCAGCUGGCCACUACUCCAGAGGUAGCCCGUCCUCCAGGGUCCAUGGUGGCACUGAGCUGAUGUUUGAGGUUACUUGGGUCCAUGUGACCCCCAUGGACCAGGUCACUACAGACAUACUCCACUGCUCCAAGCCAAGCAGCUGUGGUGGCCCAGGGUUCUGGUCAGUAGGUACUGAGAGGGACGUCACAGCCACCAAUGGGUGCCUGCCCUUCGGCAUCAGGCUCCCACAUGUAGAGUAUGAGCUGUUCAAAACGGAACAAGACCCCCAUGGGCAAAGCCUGCUCUUCAUUGGACAGAGGCCCACAGAUGGAUCCAGUCCUGACACUCCUGAGAAAUGUCCUAUCUCCUUCCACCCCAACCCCCUCUGCAAGAGGCAGGCCCAAGAAGCCCCCAGGCCCUCACAGCAAAGGCCUCCAAUGCAGAAGCUCCCCAUUGGACCUCCAGAGCCCACAGCAGCAGCUCCUGACUGGCAGAUCUGCAGCACUCACUGCCUGUUCUCUGGUGACAGCAGGAACACCCGAGAUGAAAUAGGUCACGUGUGCAUCUCCGAGAACAACUCGGUUCACGACUCGAACCAGCGGUACACGAGAUGUGGCCGCUGUGCAAUGCACUUUGGCACCUACAGCUCUGUAGGCCUGAGGAGACGAUGCCUGGACAGAACAGCAGGUCUGGGGAAGCCACGUGGGUAA
Messenger RNA from Mus caroli (Ryukyu mouse), 1407 nucleotides. The record is from RefSeq and is a predicted model, not a curated record. NCBI's taxonomy places the organism in Eukaryota, Metazoa, Chordata, Mammalia, Rodentia, Muridae.